This is a messenger RNA of Phytophthora nicotianae INRA-310, 1041 nucleotides long. RefSeq lists its product as hypothetical. Bases 48 to 983 code for a protein of 311 amino acids. NCBI's taxonomy places the organism in Eukaryota, Oomycota, Peronosporomycetes, Peronosporales, Peronosporaceae. The transcript has a single exon. The record is from RefSeq and is a predicted model, not a curated record.
UUUUCACCCAGUCAAGGCCGCACACUCAUAUAUAAAAACUCAACGUGAUGACGUCCAACCUUCUCUACCCGCCCAACAGCCACUUGCUGACUGACGUCGUCAUUAGCGCGGUGGUAGCCAAGAACAGAAGACCAGCUUCAGUAUUCAACAAAGCAGACAAUGCCUCGACACUUGAGCAACCGAGUCACCCAAGCUCCCACCAACCAACUUCAUCAUCGAUUGUACAAAUCACCCAACCGAGUGUGGUUAAUGACGUCGUCAAAGUGGCAUGGAAUGAGCUCAGUACAGCAGAAAAAUCGCUUCAGCUAUAUCGACAGCGUCGCCGGGUAACUCAGCAGAGAUACAGAAAAAAGAUCGACCACAGGGCAGCUUCCCUGGAAGCUGAUGUCGCAAAGCUACAAAAGGAAGUACAACGAAUCGAGUCAAUGCUACACCCUCCACCUACUGUGGCUACAGAUACGUCGCGCUGGACAGCAGCGGCGCAGUUCUUCAGCCUUUUUCAAAAUGGCAUAGACAGAGCCAAAGAGAAAGAACACGUUCAGAUUAGGUUUCUACAAGCGGCUAUGGCUCCUAACAUCGCGUUUAACGACGGAUACGGUAUCCAUGCAGUACUGAAGAAUUGGAGUCACCGCUCACUCCAUCAUGAGAAGACGGAGAUUCAGCUUGUACGUUUGGAACCAGGGUCAGAAGGCAUCGUAGUUGCCCAUUUGAGCAACGCUACUACCAUCACGGAAAGUAUGCUGCGCAAAUCUCUCUUGUGUGCUGGUAAAGAUGGUGAAAACAGCGAAUGGCCGUCAUUUGCUUGGAAGCUCCUUGGCCAGCGGCUUACUAUUCGGACCAUCGUGCGGUUUGAAUGGGAUUAUGAGAACAGUCGCUUCGACAGCGUUUUCUACGAAGCAGAUAUGCUGACACCGUUGCUCGACCUUUUAGGGAAUAUGCAAGACGCCUCCACUGUGCUGAGCAGCAGUCUUGGUAUAUAUUAGGGUAUUCCUCAGUGAGUCUAACUAGAAUCAUUUAGCUGAUCAGGUUUUAAGUUUAAAU